Messenger RNA from Eruca vesicaria subsp. sativa (arugula), 321 nucleotides. Lineage: Eukaryota; Viridiplantae; Streptophyta; Magnoliopsida; Brassicales; Brassicaceae. The record is from the annotation of a GenBank genome assembly.
AUGGCAUCGAUGACCAUGACAGCCACAUUCCUCCCAGCCAUCGCUAAGCUUCCUACAACCACCUCCGGACGAAAGAUGUCCAUGGUCAAGGCCUCAACGAGCGAGAACACAACCAGCUUAGAAGUCAAGGCCAAGGAGGAAAAGAGCACCACCACAAUGAGGAGGGAUCUCAUGUUCACGGCUGCAGCUGCGGCCGUUUGCUCCUUGGCAAAGGCAGCCAUGGCUGACGAGGAGGAGCCCAAGCGAGGAACAGAAGCCGCUAAAAAGAAAUACGCUCAAGUUUGUGUCACAAUGCCUACAGCCAAGAUCUGCCGCUACUGA